Molecule: messenger RNA, 1781 nt
Organism: Musa acuminata AAA Group (dessert banana)
Lineage: Eukaryota; Viridiplantae; Streptophyta; Magnoliopsida; Zingiberales; Musaceae
Exons: 12
Biological process (GO): mRNA processing
Cellular component (GO): nucleus
Molecular function (GO): U1 snRNP binding; RNA binding
Source: RefSeq, a predicted model, not a curated record
GGGUUUUCUGUCUUCGAGGAGUGCGAAUACCUGGAGAAGGCGGUGGUGGAGCCGCGGAUGCGGAAGGAGAAUGAGCGCUCGAGCUCCCGGCACCACCGCGAGCGCGACGGUGGCGAGGAUGGCCGGUUGUCCAAGAGAUCCAGGACGGGGGAGGAGAACGGCGACAGGGACGACCGCGAUGAUCGGGAUCGCCGGCGCAGUAGCCGGGACGGGGAGGAUCGCGACAAGGGUCGGGAUCACCGCAGCCGCGAGAGGGGCUACAGAGAUCGGGAGAGCGAACGGCGUAGUAGUAGCCGGUCGAGAAGACACGAUGGGGGAGUUGACAGGGAAUUGGAGAGAGCAAGGAGUAGAGAGAGGGCGAGGGAACGAGAACUUGAGAGGGAGAUAAGAGAAAGGGAAAGCAGGAGAUCUAAAGAAGGAAAAGAAUUGAUGGAACCUGAAGCUGAUCCAGAAAGGGACCAGAGAACUGUCUUUGCAUAUCAGAUGCCAUUGAAGGUGACUGAAAGAGAUGUUUAUGAAUUUUUCUCGCAAGCGGGAAAGGUGAGGGAUGUCAGAUUGAUCAUGGAUCAUAAUUCAAGAAGGUCGAAAGGAGUGGGCUAUAUCGAGUUUGAUGAUGUGAUGUCAGUGCCACAAGCUAUUGCACUAUCUGGUCAGCUUCUUCUUGGCCAACCUGUAAUGGUCAAACCAUCUGAAGCUGAAAAGAACCUUGUUCAGUCGACUACCGCAGGGGCUGGAGCCACUGGGGCAGGUGCUGAAAGGAAACUUUAUGUUGGAAACUUGCACUUCAACAUGACUGAGGAACAAUUGCGUCAGGUCUUUGAACCUUUUGGACCUGUAGAGCUUGUGCAACUACCAUUGGAUCUAGAGACCGGUCACAGCAGAGGUUAUGGAUUUGUUCAAUUUGCACAACUUGAGCAUGCGAAGGCAGCUCAAACUUUAAAUGGGAAGUCGGACAUUGCCGGCCAGAUUAUCGAGGUUUCAGCUGUCACGGAUCACGUCCGACCGCAGGAUAGUGGAACUAAUGCUGCUGAUUUUGAUGAUGAAGACGGUGGUGGUUUGGUGAGCCAUUUUUUCGUUAAAUGCCUAUUUUCUUAAAUGUCUUGGAGUUUAUAAGUUGUGAAUUCUUUGCUUUCAUAUAGUCUCUCGAUGCUUCUCAUGCAGAAACUUGACCGCACUGGAACUGCAACAAGUAUUGCUGAGUCACUUGGAGUCUCCAUUGUUAAUGGAGCACUUCUUAAUGCACAGCAUGCUUCAUCCAUUGAGCCUAAUGUGCAGCCCAGUGAAUGCAUAUUAUUGAGGAAUAUGUUUGAUCCAACAGAGACACAACCAGAUUUUGAUAUGGAAAUUCAAGAAGAUGUUCAAGAAGAAUGUUCCAAGUUUGGCUCUGUCAAGCAUAUCUAUGUGGAAAAGAACAGCAUUGGUUCGGUGUACCUCCGAUUUGACAGUGCAGCAUCCGCCGCCAGUUGUCAGGGUGCCAUGCAUGGCAGACCAAUUUCUACCACAUUCAUGAACCAUAAGGAAUAUGAAGCUAAAUUCGGACGUGGUGCCUGAAUUGCUGGAGGGUUACCAACUUCGACUAGUAUCAUAUCCGCGAUGGUGGUGUCGUGAUGGGUGAAAAAUUCAAUAUUGAGAUAUUUCUUGAUUGCUACCAUUAACAACUCACUUGAGGUAUUUCGUUUAAUUUUUGUUUGAUAAGUGAAUUGUAUCUUCAAGUUUAGCUGUAAACACUACACUGGAGCAUUUUAACCCUUUGGGAAUAGUCAACUUCCAUGUUUUCCUCA